Molecule: messenger RNA, 1233 nt
Organism: Malania oleifera
Lineage: Eukaryota; Viridiplantae; Streptophyta; Magnoliopsida; Santalales; Ximeniaceae
Exons: 4
Coding region: 516-1046 (176 amino acids)
Molecular function (GO): RNA binding
Source: RefSeq, a predicted model, not a curated record
UUUUUGGUUUCAUAAUGCUUGUUCGCUUCGGGACCGGAGAAAACGAAAUUUGCUUGCAUGUAGUCCAUGUCCAACUGUCCAAGUCCAACGCCCCAAGCCCAGCCCACUGUCCAUCCCGUUCGGCCAUUCCCAAUUCCUAAAUUCAAAAUCCCAACUUCCGAUCCCCAAAUCCCAAAUCCCAUGUCGCUUCUGGUUCUCAGUUUCUUAGGGUUAGAAACUUAGAAAAUUCAAGUUUCAACUUUCAGAUUCGGGCGUUCAAAACUCACUACUCAGGCGUGAUUAAUGAAGCGGUGCAGGUGAUUCUUGUUCUAAUUAUGUUCGUGUAAUCGUGUUCGUUAGAGAGAGCAAGGCCGAGGGUUUUGUGGAAUCGUGUUCAUCAGAGAGAGCAGCUAAGCAGUGAGCAGGUGAUUCGUGUUCGUGACGGACAAUCGAAGAGAGAGCAGGGACGAGGGUUCGCAGUGCAUUAUAAAGCUUGAAUUGGUCAACUUGUGAGCCUUCAACCAGUUCGUGUUCGUAUGAAUCGAAGGGCUGAACCGAAGGACCCUAAUGAUCUCAUCGAUCAGAAAUGUGAAAGCAGACUUUACAUUGGUAACCUUGACCAGAGAAUAUCAGAAGCUGCUUUGAUUAAGAUGUUCUCCCCAUUUGGGAAGAUUGUGUCAGAGGACUUCUUGUGGCAUACUCGUGGCCCUAAACGCGGAGAGCCACGUGGAUUUGCCUUUAUCCAGUUUAGCACUAGAGAGGAAGCUAAACUGGCCAAGGAGAAGAUGAAUGGAAAGUUGGCCAGUGGCCGUCACUUGGUUGUUCACCUUGCUAGUGAGAAAUACUUGGGGGAAACAGCAGAAAAUUGUUCUAAAGCAGGUGGUGAGCCAAACAGAUUAGGCCUCACUGGUAGCAGUUCGGGACAAAUGAGUCGGAGUGCAAAAAUAGCUGCAAUAAAGAACAAAUUAAAGGCUAUGGAGGAAGAGAGUCCUAGCAUUAAGAAGCAGAAGCAAACCGACACCAUCUCUUGCAGCAGCAGUCUCAAACAUUUAUCUGUCAAAAGAUAACAUUGUAAGUCCCCAUUCUGUUACUACGGAAGAAAAUUAUAAAAAAUUACAUAUUGGAAGGUUGCUGUUAUCAUGUGAUGCUUGCUGUUGUUACUAUAUACAAAAAUUCAAUUUACUUUUUCCCUUCAAUUUACUACAUGUUCGUAAACACAACCUUACCUUAUGAAGCUCCGAUGAUUGUGUUGCA